UUUUUCCAGAAAAGGAAACUCGGUUUCCUUUCUCUCUCCCCGAGCUCAGCCACCCCGCCACAUUCGCCGGCAUCAUUCUUUCUCCUCCGGCCACCAUAGGACACAAUUCGAAUUGGGUUUUCUUCGCCUCAAUCUUCUCUACACGUCUGUGGAAGCCAUAGAGCACGGGCCGGACUGUGGUGGGCGCUGCAAGGCCGAGAAGAGGCCGCGACGGGGACGAAAUCGCCCUCCUUGGUUCUCCCUCCUCCGGCCACCAUAGGAGGAGAUUGUUGAGGGGUUAUGUAUCCCGGAGACUGGGGAAGGAUUCUCCCAAGGUAGCUUGCAACCAUUUCACGCGUGGAGGACGAAUCGAAGAUUUCAAGAUCUAGGUUUUCAAUCUGCCCGAUUUGUUCUAAGGUGACUGAAGGAGCGUAUUCGAUACAUUAUCUGCUGUAAGAAAAGACGCAGCAGGAUUUUGAGGUGAUGGAUCCUCAGAGAUGCAGGGCCAAGGUUAGCGGCAUGAUUACCUCUCAAGAGGAGUUCUAUCUUGAGAAGGAGGUGGUGCAACCUGUUCCAUCUAUUGUUGGGAUGGUUGAUGCUACUCACCUAACUAGGCUGACUAGGGAAGUCAUUAGAUUGGGGGCAGUGGCAUUUCAGGGUGGUACAGAUUACUUGUUGGCUAAUCAGUGGAUUGAGAACAUGGAGACCUACUAUGAUAUGGUUGUCUGUACUGACAUGGAGAAGAAGAUUACAGCUACGUUCCUUCUCCAGGGUGAGGCGGGACAGUGGUGGGAUUCUAUGCUGAAGACAAGGAACAUAUCGACCAUUACUUGGGAGGGUUUUGUGGAACUCUUUCGGGACAUGUACCUUCCCGCUUCUAGGAGGGAGAAAUUGGGGGUUGACUUCAUUUCUCUAGUCCAGGGGACUAUGAGUGUCAAGGGCUAUGAGGCCCGAUUCUCACAAUUGUACCGGUUUGUUAGGCCGAUGGAUCCAGUGUCUUUGGCUCGGAAGUUCCAACGGGGACUGAAUCUGGUGAUCAGAGAUAGGGUGACUCCUUUUCAGUUGCCUACUGUGGCACUUAUCUUUGCUAGUGCUCUUAGAUUUGAGCAAGAACUUCUAACGUCUCGAGGGGAGAUGACUACUAUGGGAGAUUCCCAGGGAAAGGGAAAGGCAGUUGCCGGGAGCAGUGAUGAGAUGGACAGUCAGGGUGGAUCCUGGAAGAGACAGCGGACUUAUCAUAAGGCGCCUGCUAGGGUAGCAGCUGCACUUGUUGGGCAGGCAGCACACCUGAGAUGUUACAACUGCGGCGAGUUAGACCAUGUUUCCAAAGUGUGCACGAAGCCGAGGAGCAAGGUAUGCUUUAGAUGUGGCCAGACUGGGCAUGUAGCCAGAGAGUGUACUCGACCUCAAGAUGGCAGGCAGGGGAACCAAUAGAGGCUGUUGCCUCCUGGUCAGGCUAGAGUGUUUGCUAUCGGUCAGCGAGGUGCUAAAGCAGAAGGUACUCUACCUAAUUGUGUUUAUCUUGCGUGAGUGAUGUGUGAUGAAGAUCACUUCUUGUAUGUGGUGUUGGGUUGGGUUUUGCAUGAUAUCUAUGGUUAGACUUUUGUGUGUGAAUUCCUAUUGUUAGAAUGUGUUGUUGUGUGAUGCAUGCUCUAGGUUUGCUUUGAGUUGAAAUGAAGGUUUCAUUUCCAAUUCUUGUAAUUCAGGAGUUACAUGAUUGGUGAAAUGAUGCAGAUACUAUUGUGAUAACAGGAUUCUUAACUUUUAUGUAGUCUGUGUAUAGAAUUGUAGUUUUGCAAACUUGUAGCAAUUUUUGUAAUGGUGGAGAUGCGAUUGUGUAGGUUGGCUGUGCUUGAUUGUUUGGUAGUAUACUUAAAUUUUGGGACGAAAUUUCUGUAAGGAGGGUAGAAUGUAAGACCUCGAAAAAUUGUUAUUAAUUUCUAGAAAUCUCCUAGAAUUGAUAAAGUGUUCGUUGGUACGAUUUCGUGGUUCGAGGGUAGAACGGAAAUUAAUUCGAACAAUUAUUUGUUGGAAUGGUUCGAUUCAAGAGUUGAAUUUUUGUACGUUUUGAUUUUGUGAAAAUUUCCUUCACGAAAGUUGUAGAGCGUGUCGAUACAAGUUCAUGCAUAUGCGGAACACGAAAAUCGGAGUUCGUAUGAAUUAGUUUUGAAUUUUGGAAGAAAUUUCCAUUUUAGUAUAAAGCUUCCAUUUAUGGAAAUUUUCCAAAAAAAUUCAUUUUUUCCAGAAAAGGAAACUCGGUUUCCUUUCUCUCUCCCUAAGCCCAGCCACCCCGCCACCUUCACCGACAUCAUUCUUUCUCUUUCGGCCACCAUAGGACACAAUUCGAAUUGAGUUUUCUUCGCCUCAACCUCCUCUACACGUGUGUGGAAGCCAUUGAGCACAGGACAGACUCUAGUGGGUGCUGCAAGGCCGAGAAGAGACCGCGAUGGGGAUGAAAUCGCCCUCCUUGGUUCUCCCUCCUCCGGCCACCAUAGCCGAAGAUUCUUGAGGGGUUUUGUAGCCCAGAGGCGGGGGGAGGAUUCUCUUCAGGUAGCUUGCAAUGAUUUCACGCGUGGAGGACAAAUUGAAGAUUUGAAGAUCUAGGGUUUUAAUCGGCCCAAUUUGUUCUAAGGUAAAAUUCGAUCAAUUGGCUUAUAAUUUGACUUUGAUGAGUUGAGAAAGUUGUAAUUCGUGUUGAGAUGAAGAUCCUUUGUUUAGGAAGUUUGGCUAAAUUCUGACUUUUGGCCUGCGGCGGCGCCGCCAUUGUGGUGGUGUUUUCCGAUCACUUCUGGCCACCUCAAGGACAAUUUAUGUCCCUCUUUUCAAUCUACACAUCUCGUAUCGAUGUACAAUGCACAAUUUCUGGAAAUCGUAUGAGCAAGUUAUGAUUUUUAGCGUUUUAGGGUUUUCGGUUCGAUCGGUUUUCGAUCCAUGUGGAUUCGGCCGUCCGAUCGACUUGUAACUUUGCUAUAUUGAUCGUAUAAGUAUUCUGGAGACCUCAGGUGGUCUCGGAUGAAAUUUUGCCUCAAUUAGCAUUACUUUCGAGAUUUUAGGGCAAAUGGGAGUUCGAAGUUUAAUCGUUUUCGAUUCGCGUAUUAAGUUAAUAUCGUAUUGUACUUGGGUGAUUGAAGGAGUGUAUUCAAUACAUUAUCUGCUGUAAGAGAAGACGCAGUAGGAUUUUGAGGUGAGUAAAUCUCACGUGGUUCAUUUACGAAUCGAGUUAUUUAAUAGUCGAAAUUGAUUGAUAAUUGUAACUCGUUUUCGAAAAUAAAGAUUUGUUUGAAAUAAUAUGAACUCGAUCGACUACGGUUCAUAGGGCUACGGCUCACAGGUAAGAAAAUGAAUUUAAGUAUAAAAUGAAUUUCUUAGUUUUGACACAUAAAAUAUAGUUUGUAUUCGUGGUCAUUCUUGCGUGAAUGACUACUUUUGUGUGUGUGUGUGUGUUAAUAUAUAUAUAUAUAUAUAUAUUAUAUAUAUAUCUAGAUGGUGUGACAUUGUGAUAUGUAGAUCUUUGGUGAUUUCAUUCAUAUUAUUGAAUUGAACUUUUACUUAUGCCGGAAAUAUAUUUGAUGACUUAUAUUGUUGAAAGAGUGAUUUGGAGUUAUGAUGUGACAUUUGUGAAUCGUGUGUGAUUUCUUUAAAUGUCUUGUUCCGAAGGUUACAAUGGUAAACCUGGGUUUUGUUCUGAGGGCCGAGUGGUCCGAAGCCCGAAGGUUACAGUGGUAAACUUGAGUUUUGUUUUGAGGGCCGAGUGGUCCGUAGUCUGAAGGUUACAGUGGUAAACCUGAGUUUUGUUCUGAGGGCCGAAAGGUUUGAAGUCUGAAGGUUACAGUGGUAACCUGGGUGUAAAGAUAUCAGAUGCUUGAACCAUGGCCAGGGUGACAGGCAAUGAUUCAAUUAGAGCUCUAGUCUGUCGUAGUUUCGGCGAAUGUUUGUGGGGUUCUACUUUAGUGUUUAUAUGAGAUUUGGAUUUCCAUGAAUUCUAUUGUUUGAUUUAAUUGUAAUCUCCUGAAUUAAAAUACACGCAGGGAUUACUAUGACUUUGGAUUGAGUGCUUUUAGGUGAUCUCUUGAACUAAUUUUCUAUGUAGGGAUUACUAUUUUAUCUAGUUUAUUUGUGAGUACAAUUGUGGUUAUUUGAGUUUACUCAUACGAGCUUCACAAGCUUACCGGGUUUGUUGUUUGCA
Molecule: messenger RNA, 4165 nt
Organism: Rosa chinensis
Lineage: Eukaryota; Viridiplantae; Streptophyta; Magnoliopsida; Rosales; Rosaceae
Exons: 3
Coding region: 463-1413 (316 amino acids)
Molecular function (GO): nucleic acid binding; zinc ion binding
Source: RefSeq, a predicted model, not a curated record